GAAUUGUAAUCAUAUUCAUUUAAUAAGCAGCGUCUUCAAAAGCCCCACACAUCACGAGUCAGCAAUGGAUUUACAAAAAUUUGCGUAACGCCAAUGGAUGGAAUUUUCAUAACCAAAGAUAAAAUUGCCCCCCCCCCCUUGGUUUAAAGUAAUCAAUCAUUCAAAAAGAAAUACAAAAGCACGAAGUUAUAAAUGGGUAAAGUGCUUUCGGUAAUGUUUAGACCUUUGAGGGAUUAUAAUUUAGAAAGCCGGGCCCAUAAAGUGAUUUCCAAAGAGAAACCAAUACCAGCACCUAAACACCACAGCGAUUUGAAAUAUACCGAGUUUCUAAAAGAGUAUCCCGAUGUGGAUCAAUCAAAAAAUGAAGCACUAAAUAAGUUUUUACAAGACGUAUAUGUUACAUCAAGGGACCCGACGCCCCAUGCACCACUUGACAGUUCCAGUGCGAAGAGACCGCUUCCAUUACAUCGUGGGAUUGUUGAUGAUGCUGAAUUUGGAUUUCGUGAGCCAGAUAGUGUUCCUUAUGGUCGUGCCACCUUGAAGUCGGCAUUAAAGUUUAUUUCGGCACAUCAAACCAAUCCCAAAGAAAAUUCAAUUAAAAAAAUAGCGGAGGAAUAUAAAUUACACGAAGAUACCUUAGUUAAUAUUCUUAAAUACUAUCGCGUGUUUGAAGUUUAUAUUCCGAGUAAUAAAGCAUCAAAGGUCAGUUUUGCAGGUCCAUUAGUGCCUAGAAAGCAGAUAGUCGCACACGAACAAAAAAAAUUGACAGAUGGUAAAGAUUAAGACAAAAAGAGACAAUUAGUGUAAAUAUUAUUCAAUAAAGAUAAAAAGUUG
Messenger RNA from Photinus pyralis (common eastern firefly), 834 nucleotides. Its product is annotated as protein NDUFAF4 homolog. NCBI's taxonomy places the organism in Eukaryota, Metazoa, Arthropoda, Insecta, Coleoptera, Lampyridae. The transcript has 4 exons. The record is from RefSeq and is a predicted model, not a curated record. Bases 193 to 783 code for a protein of 196 amino acids. Gene Ontology annotation, biological process: mitochondrial respiratory chain complex I assembly. Gene Ontology annotation, cellular component: mitochondrion.